Melospiza melodia melodia is the source of this 5116-nucleotide messenger RNA. It is a transcript of the gene ENPEP, whose product is annotated as glutamyl aminopeptidase. Gene Ontology annotation, cellular component: plasma membrane; cytoplasm. Gene Ontology annotation, biological process: proteolysis; peptide catabolic process; regulation of blood pressure. Gene Ontology annotation, molecular function: metalloaminopeptidase activity; peptide binding; zinc ion binding. Lineage: Eukaryota; Metazoa; Chordata; Aves; Passeriformes; Passerellidae. The record is from RefSeq and is a predicted model, not a curated record.
CAAUGUUCUUCUGUGUCAGUUCCCUCCAUAUCCCAGCCCAGCUGCGCUUUGAUCAUUCACGUUUCCUCCAAAUGCAUGUUGUCUUUAAUUAAUUGAGUGUCUUGCGGAGAGCGAGGUGAGGGAGACAGGCAGAGAACAGCUAUAGCUACACAAUUAAAAUACGAACCAAGACUGCUGAGUUUACUGAAUGCUGAAGUGACUAAUAAGCUUUUUUGUGGUUAAUAUUUUGCUCUGAGAACAGAUCUAGGAGCAGAGAUGGAGGGCAUGGAUUUUGAGGAUGAGAAGUCCAAGAGGUACUGCAUGAAGAAAAAGCAUGUGGCUAUCAUCUGUGGAGUCGUGGUUGUUGUAGGACUUGCUGUGGGGCUUGGUGUGGGAUUGAGCAGACCUAAAGCUUCAGAGGCAACAGAGCAACAACCAACACCAGAUCAGACGACAACAACGACGACAACGGCAACUACAACAACUACAACAACUACAACCACGGAACAGCCUCCUCCCCCAGUGGAUUUGGGUCCCUGUCCUUCCAAGAAUGAUGACACUGGAGACUGGAGAGAGUUUAGGCUGCCCACUUAUGUCAAGCCUGUCCACUAUGAUCUGGAAAUCAAGCCUGAAAUGGAGCAAGACACUUACAGUGGGACAGUCAGUAUAUCUAUAUCUUUGGAAAAACCAACCAGCUCCCUGUGGCUUCACCUGCGAGAUACCAAGGUUACAGAAAUGCCCACACUCCGGAAAUCCUCAGGACAGCAGAUUGCUCUGAAUGACUGCUUUGAGUACAAGCCACAAGAAUACAUUGUGAUGAAGGCAGCAACAGAGCUCCCUAUCACUGGUGAAAAUGAUCUCUAUGUGCUCACCCUGAAGUUUCAAGGCUGGCUGAAUGGUUCGCUGGUUGGGUUUUACAGGACCACCUAUACUGAGAAUGGACAGAUCAAGAGCAUUGCAGCUACUGAUCAUGAGCCAACAGAUGCGCGGAAAUCAUUUCCCUGCUUUGACGAGCCAAACAAAAAGGCAACUUACACCAUAUCCAUCAUCCAUCCAGAUGUGUACCAAGCACUUUCAAACAUGCCAGUACAGCAAACUGUACAGGUUGGUGAUGGCUGGAAUCGAACAACUUUUCAGAAGUCAGUCCCCAUGAGUACUUACUUGGUAUGCUUUGCAGUGCACCAGUUUACCUGGGUAGAGAGAACAUCUGCAAGUGGAAAACCUCUGAGAGUUUACGCCCAGCCACAGCAAAUACACACGGCAGAAUAUGCAGCAGAUGUAACAAAAACUGUAUUCGACUUCUUUGAAGAGUACUUUAAUUUGAGCUACUCUCUUCCAAAACUGGAUAAAAUAGCUAUUCCAGAUUUUGGGACGGGUGCUAUGGAGAACUGGGGGCUGAUCACAUACCGAGAAACAAACCUGCUGUAUGAUCCUGCGGAGUCAGCCACAUCCAACAAGCAGAGAGUAGCUGCUGUGAUAGCCCAUGAGCUCGUUCAUCAGUGGUUUGGAAAUAUUGUGACCAUGGACUGGUGGGAUGACUUGUGGCUAAAUGAAGGAUUUGCCAGUUAUUUUGAGUUCCUGGGAGUAAAUGCAACAGAACCAGAUUGGAAAAUGCCUGAACAGGUUUUAAUUGACGAUGUGCUUCCUGUACUGAUGGAUGACUCUUUGCUCUCUUCGCACCCAAUUGUAGCCAAUGUGUCAUCUCCAGCUGAAAUCACCUCUGUGUUUGACGGGAUAUCCUACAGUAAGGGUGCAUCAAUCCUCAGAAUGAUUCAAGACUGGAUUACUCCAGAGCUCUUCCAGAAAGGCUGUCAGGCAAGUAAUAAACCUGUGAAGGAAGUCAUGGACACCUGGACUAGGCAGAUGGGCUACCCUGUUUUUGGAGAUGGGAGCAUUCAGUAUUCACACAGAAACGUUUUCUUUUUGGAUCCCAGUGCAAAUGCUUCUCAUCCUCCUUCUGAUCUUGGUUACAAAUGGAAUAUACCAGUCAAAUUUAAGCGUGGUGAUACAUCAAAUUAUACUUUCUACAAUGCAUCAGAUUCUACAGGAAUUCAAAUAUCAUCUUCUACUGAUACUUUUGUGAAUGUUAAUCCAGACCACAUUGGAUUCUUCCGGGUGAAUUAUGAUAGUCAAAACUGGGCCAGCUUAAGCAAUCUUCUGCUUCAAAACCACAUAAUGUUUUCACCUGCUGAUCGCGCAGGGAUUUUGGAUGACGCUUUUUCUUUAGCGAGACCUGGACUUGUGAGUUACACUGUUCCCCUGGAACUCACAAAAUACCUAGGAAAGGAAAGAGAUUAUUUGCCUUGGAAUAGAGCUAUAUCAGCUGUAACUUACCUUGCAAACAUGCUCGAAGAUGAUCAAACUCUCUAUCCCCUGUUUCAGCAAUAUUUUAGCAAUCUGGUAAAACCAACUGUGGAAGAACUGGGCUGGGAGGAUUCUGGAGACCAUUUGCAGAGGCUUCUUCGUGCAUCUGUUCUAGACUUUGCCUGCAGUAUGAAUGACUCAGAAUCUUUGAACAGUGCUUCUCAGCUUUUCAAUAGGUGGUUACAAGGAGAAACUAUUCCUGCAAAUCUCCGACUUAUAGUAUAUCGCUAUGGGAUGCAGAACUCAGGCAAUGAGACAUCAUGGAAUUACAUGUUCGACAAAUACCAAAAAACUUCAUUAGCCCAAGAAAAAGAAAAGUUGCUAUAUGGCCUGGCAUCAGUGAGGAACAUCACCCUUUUGGACAGAUAUCUGAAGUAUAUUUACAACACCAGCCUCAUUAAAAGCCAAGAUGUGUUCACGGUCCUGAGAUACAUCUCAUAUAACACCUAUGGGAAAACAAUGGCCUGGGACUGGAUACGACUGAACUGGCAGUACUUAGUUGACAGAUUCACUAUAAAUGACAGAUAUCUUGGUCGAAUAGUAACUAUUGCCCAAACCUUCAACACUGAGCUCCAGCUUUGGCAGGUGGAAAAUUUCUUUGAAAAAUAUCCUAAUGCUGGGGCAGGAGAAAUGCCCAGGAGUCAGACACUGGAGCAAGUGAAGAGCAACAUCGAAUGGCUGAAAGAAAAUAAGGAGGAAAUACAAUCAUGGCUGAAAAGCGCAGUAGGGCUUCAAAGUCUUACUUUGUGAAAAAGAUCAGGCACUCAGAUCUUCAAAGAUGUUUACCAAUGUGGAUUUCUCACCUAGGUACCUUACUAAGACCUAAUAUUUUUUUCUACAAACACUCAGGAGACCACUGCCAGAGCAAUGUUGGUGUAGUUGCUUAGCAAGAAUAGCUUGAGAUCUGAAUUUGCCUGAACAAACAGGACAAAGGUUUAAAGUCAUUCAAAGCAGAAGUGAUGGCACAACUGGUGUCCUUGCUGAUCACUCUGGACUCACUCCUUAUGCACGCCACUCUGCAAAGCUACUUCUUGGUUUGCACAGAAGUAUGUCUAGUAUACUCAGGGAUUCCUUUCCAAGUUCACCUCAUAGAAGCUUUCUCCUGAAGGAAAGGGAAUUAAAUGGUAGUUUUGGCAUUGUCUAAAAUCAUCUCCUGUAUUCAUAGCUGUAAAAAUUCUGUGUCUGGGAUUUGGGUUUGCUCUCUGAUACUACAGAAAGGCCAGUUAAGCUUUCCUCUCAAUUGAUUUUUGAAGUUUAACUACUAGUACACAAGGGAUCAAUAUUAUCAACUUCUUUUUCAAUUAUUAGUAGGGAUUCUGUAGCUUAGGGGAAGGGUUGUCUUGGUUACUUUUGUCUUAUUUCUAAAUCUUUUAAAAAAAUUAACUUGUGACAGCCAAUACUGCAAACAAGACAUGCUUUACUUACUGCUUCUUUUCUUAUAGAAAAAUUUAAAAUUUAAAAAUCUACAUGAAGUCUCAGUCUCAUUCUAAUGAAAUUAUGAAACUUUAUGGUUUAUAGAAGAACAGCUGUUACAUAGCUCAGCUGUGCUGUACAUAAUAGCUUCAGUGACUUCUGAGGGGGAAGAAACCUAUUAACUCCUCUGAGAAAACACAGAAAAAAUGGGAAAUGCACCCAGAGAGGUCAGAUGAGUCCCACUGCUGCAACUGAGUCUAUUGCAGGACUACAGACAGCAAAGAAAGAAUUCUCAGUCCCAAGUCCCUCCGCCCUUGUGAUGCUGGAGAAGGCUACUCUGUCUCUCCCAAGCUGGAAGCUGGGGGAUUUUGGAGUUCCCAGGUUUCCAUGUGCUGUGUCCUGACACUGGACAAGCAGCAAAUGUGAGCACGUCCUUGUCUUCUCCCUGGUCUCCUGAACAGAGACCACAACCAGCUAGAGCCAUUGUCUGUCCAUGUGUCCUGGGAGCAGGAUCACAGAGCACCCCAUAGCAGGUAGCCCAGAGAGAUUUCAUGCACAGCUGUCAGGAAAUUCUGCAGUUGGAUCAGAAGACAGGAGCAUGGAAAAGCCUUUGAUUACCUUCAUUCUGCAAUGCUAUUCAAAGGGAAGAGGAGAUGACUGUAAGGUACAGUAGUUUUGGUACAGGCUAUGUGCUUGCCUCUGGGCCUUGGUACAGAGGACUCCAGAACAACUUAUACAGUCCCAGAUGGAAACACUUUCCUCCACUUCCACAUUUCACUCAAGGCUGGUACUGUUUUGUGCCUCUCUCUAGACACUCAAAUAGCUGUGACAAGCCCAGACAAAUGUGGUGACAAAGUCAGUUGUCCUGUUGUGCUGGUUUUGGCUGAGAUAGAGUUAAUUUUCUUCACAGUAGUUGGUGUGGACUAUGUUUUUCAUCUGUACUGGAAACAGUGUUGAUAAAACAGAGAUGUUUUCAUCACUGCUGAGCAGUGCUUACAGUGUCAGGGCCUUUUCUGCCUCUCACACCAACUCACCAACAAGGAGACUGAAUGCGCAUGAAGUGGGAGGGGACAGAGCUGAGACAGCUGAUCCCAACCCACCCACAGGAUAUUCCAUACCAUAGUGCAUCAUGCUCAGCAUACAGAGAUGGAGGGGAGAACAAGGAAGGGAUGGACAUUCAGAGUGAUGGCGUUUGUGCUCCCAAGUAGCCAUUAUGUGUGAUGGAGCUCUGCUUUCACAGAGAUGGCUGAACACCAGCUAGCUCAUGGGAAGUGGUGAAGGAAUUCCUUGCUUUGCUUUACUUGCAUCCAUAGCUUUUGCUUUUAUUAGCUUUUUAAUUAUUAAACUAUCUUCAUCUCAA